This is a messenger RNA of Paramecium sonneborni, 465 nucleotides long. NCBI's taxonomy places the organism in Eukaryota, Ciliophora, Oligohymenophorea, Peniculida, Parameciidae. The record is from the annotation of a GenBank genome assembly.
AUGCCAUUAUUUUAAUGUGGCAAAAGUAAAAAGGGACACAAAUAUUGUAGAUUGUGUGUCCAGAGUGUUAUUUGCCAUAAAUUAAUUAAAUUAAUGAAUUUAAUAUCUAACGAGCGUCUGGCUAUAGAGCAGUUAAGGGAGGUAAGUGAAUUGGAGCCAACUCUUUUGAAUUGGGGGAAAGAAAUACUUGAGUUAAAUAAGAAUAGGAAUAAAAACCGAAAAUCAACAACAAGAGAUGGUGAACGUAGAUAACGGUUGCCUUCAUUGAAUAAAGUUCCUUUAAAAAUGGCUCUACAAGAAAUCUCUCUUAAUGAGGAACACUUAGUUCCUAAUUAUUCUUAAUUACCCCCCUUCAUAAAAACAAUAAAGCCUCAUACAGCGAAACCUAACUAUAAUGGAAUAGUUCUUGGUGUAAAUUUUGCUCAUUUUGAAAGGCGUGUUUUAAGAAAAAUGAACUAAAUAUGA